Paramecium octaurelia is the source of this 765-nucleotide messenger RNA. The record is from the annotation of a GenBank genome assembly. Lineage: Eukaryota; Ciliophora; Oligohymenophorea; Peniculida; Parameciidae.
AUGAGCUUAAAUUGGAAUUUCCUAAACAUUGAUCCAUCCAACAUAAUAACUCAAUGUGGCUCAGAAUAUAAGUAUUCUUACCUAGUUUUAUUUCACUGUAUCCUUAGCUUAUGUGUGAAUUUAUCCAGCAGAACAAUUAAUAUUAAUAUGCUAGUUAAGAUGUUUAAUUACUUUGUAAUAUUGAUUAUUAAGAUGCUAUAGAACUCUCAAUUAUGGAUUUAAAUGGAACUUAUUAUAAUAUUAUCAUUACAGAAUUUUAUUCUGCUUAGUAUAAUAUUACAUAAAAUGUAGAAUACAUUUUAUAAAUUGAGAUAUUUACUAAUUAAGUUUAGUAUCCUAUAUUAACAGUCAAAUUUAAUUGAAUAAUUAUACAAUGAUAAUCUAGCACCUUUAGUAAGUACGGUCAAUUUUUGUAAUGAUAUUAACCUAAUUAUCUCAAUGCUUAAUCGGUUGAAAUAGCUCAAACUAUUUAUUUUGUUAGUAAAGUAUCUUUUCUAUCAAUAUAUGUUUUAUCAAUUAUUGUAAUUAUAUUAGGAAAUGCACUUUCAUUUUGGGGAAUGCUAGAUGCCCUUUAGCAGUAAUCAUCUCUCAAAUUUAUCAAUGUUUUAUACCCUUAAACUUUAAUUAUUACUUUCAAUCAAUGUGAAGAGUGUGAUAAAAAUAAUAUUAGAGGACUUGGGUGUUAUUUUUAAACAAAUAGGAUAAAAUUCCUUUAUUUUAAAAGAGCAGCCAAUAACUAUUAUAUUCAAGGAGAUUUAUCGUUGA